AUGUUAUCCGGAUUUAAUCAAAGUAGUCUUAGUCAUUCGCCAAUUAACAUGUCAUUAUUUGCGGCACUGAUGCCGAAAUCUUCAGCAAGUAUUACCACAACAACUCCAGGACCGAUUCCGCUGGAAAAUCGGCCACUGAUCAUGACUACAUUCAUAUCUCUCUAUGUUCUAAUAUUCUUCUUCGGUAUUACUGGAAAUGCACUCGUCAUUCUUGUCGUCUGCCGAAAUAAAGCCAUGCAAACGGUAACCAAUGUCUUUAUUACAAAUUUAGCUCUUUCGGAUAUUUUGAUGUGCUGUUUAGCAGUACCAUUCACUCCUAUAUCAGCCUACGGCAAUACUUGGCAUCUUGGCAAAGUUUUGUGUCAUCUUGUGCCCAUGUCGUUGGGAAUCUCAGUCUAUGUUUCAACACUAACAUCAUUAGCUAUCGCCGUCGAUCGCUAUUUUGUUAUCGUUCAUCCAUUCCGUUCACGAAUGCGCUUAGGUGUAUGUAUAUUAUUGAUUAUUGUUAUUUGGAUUGUUGGCAUCUCGAUAUCAUUACCAUUGGCAAUCUAUAUGCGGUUUGAUAAUGGUAAAUGUGAAGAAUAUUGGCCUCAGUAUACAUCUCGACGUUUCUUUAAUUUUUCAUCUUUAAUCUUGCAAUAUUUAAUCCCAUUCUCAGUGAUUUCAUUCAGCUAUUACAAAGUUUGGGUUGCACUUGCACGUCGUUCGUUACCCGGUCGUACUCGUUUACGCGAGGAGGUGGAAAUUUGUCGGAAAAAACGAACAAAUCGUAUGUUAAUUGCUAUGGUUGUUAUCUUUGCACUAUGUUGGUUACCAUUAAAUAUUGUUCAUAUGGUUGCUGAAUUUCGUCGUCCAACACUAAAUCAUUACAAAGUACUUUUUCUCAGUACACAUGUUAUCGCCAUGUCAUCGACAGUUUACAAUCCGUUCUUGUAUUCAUGGUUAAACGACAAUUUUCGCAAAGAAUUUCAACAAAUAGUACCAUGUUUGUUUAAAAUAUGCUGGUGUUUAAGUCGCCGUCGAGCGAAUCAUCCUUCAACACAGUUGACUAACAUCGCUGAUGGUGAAUUUUAUGAUCGGCCAUCGUCGUAUCAAAUGCCCGUUGAAUCUACCAUUGCCACAUAUACUCAAACGUAUUCUCACGUGAAAAAUUCUUCCUCAAAUGGAAAACUAAACGGUGUCCCAAUGAAAAAACUCGCCAACCAGGAAGCAAGUCUUCUCGCCAAUGCGGAUGAUACAUCUGUACAUUUGAACUCUCAACAAGAAACAUUAUUUAUGUCAACACAUCCGACAUCAAAUCAUACUUGA
Messenger RNA from Adineta ricciae, 1308 nucleotides. Lineage: Eukaryota; Metazoa; Rotifera; Eurotatoria; Adinetida; Adinetidae. The record is from the annotation of a GenBank genome assembly.